Molecule: messenger RNA, 981 nt
Organism: Plasmodium gallinaceum
Lineage: Eukaryota; Apicomplexa; Aconoidasida; Haemosporida; Plasmodiidae
Product: sec14-like cytosolic factor or phosphatidylinositol/phosphatidylcholine transfer protein, putative
Exons: 3
Coding region: 1-981 (326 amino acids)
Cellular component (GO): cytoplasm
Source: RefSeq, a predicted model, not a curated record
AUGAGCAUUACUCCAGGAAAUAUAUCGUAUAACUUAGAUGUAUUACUAAAGAAAUAUGAAGAACAAAUAAAAACUGUAAAAAGAUUAAUGAAAAUAAAAAAUAUAAAAGACAAUGUAGAAGAUAUAAUUUUAAUCAGAUAUAUACUUUCUUAUGGAGAUAAAUUAGAAGAUGCAGUAAAUUCAAUUGAAAAAGCUAUUUUAUGGAGAAAAAAAAAUGUAUAUCCUUUAUUAAAAAAUAAAAAAAUACAUUCUGGAAAUAAUGAUUUACUAUUUCCAGAUAGACUUAAACCAUAUUAUUCUUUUAUAAAAAAAACCUUAGCUGCAUGUGAACACAAGUCAACAGUAGAUAAUCAACCCGUUGUAAUAGCUAGAUUAAAAUUGUGUAAUUUUACCUUAUUAUUAGAUAAUGUACCUGAAAAUAUUCUUGUGGAUUAUAUUGUUUACUCAAAUGAACAUGAAUUUAUUGUAUGUAAUGAACAAACAAAAAAAAGUAAUGUGCUUUGUAGAACUUAUCGUUUUAUUGAUUUAAAAGGAUUUAUGCUUAAAAAAUUUGAUAGAAGAUUCUUAAGAGUUUUUGCAAAUACUUCAAAAUUAUCUGAAUUUUUGCAUCCACAAUUAGUUGGAAAAACAUAUUUAAUAAAUGCUCCAUCAUAUAUUAGAAUAACUAUUGAAACAUUAAAGACAUUUGGUAUAAGUAAAAGAACACUUAAUAAAUUAGAAAUUCCUAAAAUUAUUGCAGGAAGAGAACCAGCUGAUUGUGAUUGGUUUACACUACUUGUUCAUAAAGAUGAUAUACCAACUUAUUUUGGUGGAAACUGUAGAUGUGAAAAUGGGUGUAUUCCAGGUUUUGAAAAUGAUUUAGAUGAUCCAUUAAAUUUAAAUAUAGAAGAAAUAAAAGCAGAAAUUAAAAAUAACUUUAAAAAAUUAAAAAUGAAAAAAAAUGAGGAUACACAAAAUUUAGAAAAUUCCCAGAAAAAAUAA